AUGUCAGCAAAACUUAUCUUUGUUACCGGAGCCUCUGGGUUUGUUGGUUGUGCUACAGCGCAAGUCGCCCUCAAAGCUGGGUAUCAACUUCGUCUCUGCGUCCGGAAGGAAGCCCAGAUCGACCGACUCAAGUCCGUCCUGUCACCUUAUCUUAGUCAGCUAGAUUUUGUCGUCCUCCCUGAUAUUACCAGAGCAUCUUCCUUCUCCGGCCAUCUAGAUGGAGUUGACUAUGUUUUGCAUAUUGCCUCUCCUCUUCCUGCCGGAACAAACAAGGACGAUUACUUCCCAGGUGCUGUCGAUGCAACCACAGCUAUCCUUUCAGAGGCAGCCAAGGUUUCAAGCAUUAAACGGGUUGUCAUCACCUCUUCUAUCGCAGCCUUGAUGCCCCUAGGAGGCCCACCGUCGGAUCAUCCAGUUAGCGAGCACGUGAAGGCCUGGGACACUACCAUCUCUCCUGAUCUCCCUGCCUUCGACCAAUCAUCCAACCCUCACCCAAUGGUUCUCUAUCAGGCCAGCAAGCUGUUGGCACUACAGGCUGCUGAGUCCUUCUUGUCCACCCAUCAUCCUUCCUUUGAUAUGGUGACUAUCCAUCCCUCUUUAGUAUGCGGACCGAACAUCCUUCAGUCCUCUGCAGCUGAAGUAGGUGGCAGCAGCGGUAUGUUGUUUAGUGCGAUCAUGACUGGAGCGGCCCCAGCUGAUCCCAGUGCUUUGACACUUGUCCACAUCCAAGAUGUUGCCGAGGCGCAUGUUAGAGCACUGAGUCUAGACGUACCGGCCGGGAGAUAUUUAAUCAGUUCUCCUGGAGGUACUCGCUGGUCCGACAUAGUUGCCAUACUUAGGGAGAAAUUUCCGGAUGUGCACUGGAAGCUCAGUGGAGAAAGCAAAGGUCAAGGAUGGGUCGUGGACACGACGAAGGCAGAGGAAGGACUUGGUUUUAAGCCACGGGGAUUGGAGGAAAUCGUUCGUGACACGGUGGAUUUCCAACUACGGUUGAUAAAUGAAACGCAAAGUUAG
Molecule: messenger RNA, 1014 nt
Organism: Aspergillus lentulus
Lineage: Eukaryota; Fungi; Ascomycota; Eurotiomycetes; Eurotiales; Aspergillaceae
Product: putative oxidoreductase C513.07
Molecular function (GO): oxidoreductase activity, acting on the CH-OH group of donors, NAD or NADP as acceptor
Source: RefSeq, a predicted model, not a curated record